AUGAUCAUCACCUAUCCCGGUUCUUUGUUCUCACUUGCAGUUGUUCUGCAACUAUGCAGUUCGGCCUGGGGCCAAGAUGGAUUAUACGGCAUCGAGGUGGACCAGUUAUUUCCCUCUGUCAAGCUCGAACUCCAUUCAGAUGAGGAUUCGCCCAAGGCUGACUCACCAUGGUCAUAUGAACCAGUUUGUACAGCAGAGAUAAAGUCGAUUGGCAGUGCACUCUGCGUAUAUACACAGAAAGAUUUUUCUGAUGGCCGAGGAAUAUCACUCUUUACCACUCCAGACGUCGCUCGUCAAAUAUUAGCUUCGUUGCCAUUCAGCAGUCCGAGCUCACUGGCCGGCUCCGGGAGCAACAUCCCUCAGGACUCUUGGUUUACCAAACCAGUACCUGGCAAAGGCAUCGGAGUUUUCGCGAAGAAGCCUAUCCCACGAGGACAAGUGGUGACUGCCAAUACUCCAGUGUUGAUGGUUUACACGGAAACAUUUCUUCCCAAGGCUGAACGUGAAGCCCUCCUACGCCUCGCGACAGACCAGCUCCCUCCUUCUUCCAGGGAAGCACUACUCUCCCUUUCCAAAGUCUUCAACAAUUCUGAGAUUCCAAUCCAAGAUAUCAUAGCAGGGAACGCAUUCGGACUUGAAAUCGGAGCCCAAGGUCACUUAGCGGUGUUUCCCGAAGUCUCUCGAGUCAACCAUGACUGCAGUCCAAACUCACAAUUCUACCUGGAUUCUGAUUCCUUGACCCAUUUUGUUCGUGCCAUCCGUCCCAUUGCGGAGAACGAGGAAGUAACCAUCGCCUAUUCUAAUCCCCUGGCGCCCUUCUCCGAUCGUCAAAAGGCCCUGUUCAAAGGUUUCCAUUUCAACUGCGGCUGUUCACGGUGUUUGCGUGGCGAAGCUGCUGAUAUGCCGCUCCAGGAGAUUGCCGAACUUCAAUCAAUUCUCUCAAACUGGACUCCUGCUUCCAAAGCCAAUGUCAAGGUUGCAGAACGGCUAGUAAAGUUGUAUGCACAAGAAGGACUCGAAGGCUACGCUGACCCGGCCUACUGCCAUGUGGCCUUGACAUACAGUGCUGCUGGUAGUGCUAGAGGUGCUCGGAAGUACUACGACCUUGCUCUAGAAUCACAUCAGCUCCGUCUAGGCCCAAUGGCAUCAGAUCUCGGAGCUUGUAAUGGCAUGAAAGACAAUAUUGAAAAGCACUGGAGUUGGAGACGGAGAAAAAGUGGGUGAUCACUGGAGCAGG
This is a messenger RNA of Exophiala mesophila, 1237 nucleotides long. RefSeq lists its product as uncharacterized. The record is from RefSeq and is a predicted model, not a curated record. Lineage: Eukaryota; Fungi; Ascomycota; Eurotiomycetes; Chaetothyriales; Herpotrichiellaceae. The transcript has a single exon. Gene Ontology annotation, molecular function: protein binding. The coding region runs from base 1 to 1224 and encodes 407 amino acids.